AUGGGGAACUCAUUAAAAUUAUUGUUUGCAUAUGUGUUUGGCCGUCGGAAGGCGAAACAAACUUAUUCGCGAUCGCAACCGGAUCAUCCGGAGCGCAUUCCUGUAGAACGAUUCGCGUCAAUUAAAGAUACUUUACAAGAUGCUAACCAAGUAUCAGCGCCAGCGAUAACAACAACAACAACGGCACAAACGAUUCUUCCAUCGGAUGAUUCGGAGCCUAUUUCUGCGAAUAAAUUAAUGCCAACUAACAAUGCUUUACAAGAUUCUAAGCAAGUAUCAGCAUCAGUGACAACAACAGAAGCAGGUAGUCCAUCGAAUGUAUUUAGCGAUUUUUACUUGGCAUGUCGUCAAAACAACUUUGAGGAAGCUAAAAAGUUACUUCAAGGCAUGACACUUGACGAAGUAGAUCGAAUAGAACCGAAUAGUAGCACUGCAUUGCAUAGUGCAUCUUAUCAUGGUCAUAGUAGAAUUGUAGAGUUGUUGCUGAAAGCAGGAGCUAACAGGGCGAUACUGAAUAAGUAUCGAUGUAUACCAUACGAUGAAGCGAAAAAUGAUGAUAUCAAAGAACUUUUUCUUCGCAUACCGAAUAGUAAUCGACUUGCAUCGUGUACUGGUGCUAUUGAAUGGGAGCUGGUUGAUGAAGAUGUUAUGGGAAAAGCGGCAGAAGAACGAAAUUUUAUUAAAUCAUUGUACGAUAACGCUUUGAAGGGGAAUCGCAUCAAUAAAAUGUUUGAAAACAUUGAAAACAACUAUGUUAACAAAGGACUAGCCAAUAUCAGUAGUAUUAAGGCUAUCAGACGUUUUUUUCGAAAGGCAACUGAAGAGCAAAAUGCAAAAUGGAUAAUAACAGCUUACACAGCUGAAACAGCUUUCUAUAGCAUUUUGAAUACGGAAAUAGCAGCUGGUGCUACUCAAUAUCAAAGCGAACGAAGAUAUAUUAUAGCACUUAUUUCACAUCAUGAUAGCUUGGAGGAAUACGCGUUUAUUGGUACUGCUUAUCGAGUCAUGCAAAUAAAUAAAGAUGAUAUACAAAAAUAUCAAGUUGAUACUUUAUUAAUGACUAAGUCAUUCCUAUCUUCAUCGAUUGAUCGAAAAGUUGUUGAAUUAUUGUCAUGUAGACAAGUAACAGCAGCACAAUCUGAAACGGAUGACAACCCACGAUGUAAAGCCGAUGGAACAAUAAUUAAAACAUGGGUAAUAUGUAAAUACCAGAUUAAGCAUCGACGUACUGCGUUAUAUAUUGAAGAUAUGUCUCAAUAUGCAAAUGAAGCUGAAAUAUUAAUUAUGCCAUAUUCUGUAUUCAAAGUGAAAAAAAUGGAACAAGUUCAAUAUUCAUACACUGAGAAUGUUGAAAAUGCAACUGAAAUUGAAUUAGAAGAAUGUGAAGAAUAUGACCAAUAG
Rotaria socialis is the source of this 1401-nucleotide messenger RNA. NCBI's taxonomy places the organism in Eukaryota, Metazoa, Rotifera, Eurotatoria, Philodinida, Philodinidae. The record is from the annotation of a GenBank genome assembly.